GAGUUAGAUGCGUCACCUUGGCUCUGGGUGGAGACCACUUGGGCAAUCAUCCUUUGUGCUUUGGCUCUGCUCCUGCGUCUCAUCGUGCGAAGCCAUGAGUAUGGACUAGAAGAUUUGCUUCUCAUUCUUGCUUUUCUGGUCAUCAACAGCUCUUGCUUGUGUUUUGUUGCAGAUGGCUUCUCGAAACUGUCAACGGUGGCGAUGUUGUACAAGAUCAUCUGCAGAGGCACCAUGCGAAACAAGAAGUACGUCGCGGUGUUUGCUGCUGCCUCAGGUCUCACUGGUAUCUGGAUCAUCUCUGCCGCCGCUGCCUGGGCUUCUCGUUGUUGGCACCCUCUCCUUACGCACGCGCCUCGAUCAUUGGUUUGCAGUAAUAACGUCAAAAGCCUAGAGGCGAUCAUGGUGCUCAGCAUCUUGAUCGAGCUGCUAGUUUUUCUAGCAUCUUCAUACUUGUUCUGUCGACUGAACAUGAGAAUUCAACACAAGGUCACCGUCAUUACCAUUUUCGGCAUGAGACUUCCGUCAUCUUAUCCUNNGAUCUCCGCCUACUUCCUUGCGGCUUUCAAACACUAUAUCGCUCUCGAUAGCCCUUCUACGAUUAUAUACGGAUCCGCACUAUAUUGGCAGCUCGCCCUGGCGGGGUACAGUGUUCUCGCAACAGCAAUCCAACCCUUAAGGCGUACCGCGACCAAUCUCAGCACCCACACGAAGAUGCCUGUCAGCAGUGCCAGCAGAGGUUCCAGGUCCGGACAGUCUUCGAAACCACGUUCCUCUAGCAAGAUUCAACACUCACUCUUCUUGACAGAGGCUGCCCCUUCGCCGCCACCGCCUAUGAUCUGGUCCAGUGCUCAGGCAGGAGAUCAAAAUCAAGAUGCCGACUCAAUCGAAAGUCAUGGAUCUCAGGACCACAUUGUGAAGAAGACGGACGUUCAAGUCACCUACAGCGAUGAAAGAGGAAAU
This is a messenger RNA of Aureobasidium vineae, 960 nucleotides long. NCBI's taxonomy places the organism in Eukaryota, Fungi, Ascomycota, Dothideomycetes, Dothideales, Saccotheciaceae. The record is from the annotation of a GenBank genome assembly.